AUGUCUCGCAGACACCCUCCACUCCCACGUCCGAUAUGUAGACCUUUACCCCCUAUAAAUAUCCCACUUAGAGAAAGUUGUGCCCGAUCUCCAGAAGCUGCUGACCCUCUGAUUCCACCUUUACACCGGCUGCGCCUUGAAGAAUCGCAAACCAGUCCUACUGCGCCACCUAUUCCGACCACACUGCGCAGCAACCCACCAACCUGGGGACAACUGAAACAACUCUCCAAUCAAGCACAGCAUCUCAUGGAAGGGCAAGGUGUUAACGUAACCCCUGAGAAUAUGUUUGUGGCUAUGCUUGCGAUCAUCUCAUGCCAGUCUUUGUCAAAUUACUAAGUAGAGGAAU
Molecule: messenger RNA, 346 nt
Organism: Leptonychotes weddellii (Weddell seal)
Lineage: Eukaryota; Metazoa; Chordata; Mammalia; Carnivora; Phocidae
Source: RefSeq, a predicted model, not a curated record